CCCAUACAUAUCUGAUAUGUAUUUGUACUUCUCUCGAAAGCCAAAGGGGAGGAGAUGCAACAUUGCAACCAACAAAUGGUAGGGUCAAAAAAAGGAUGUUGCAAAAGCAAGAAAAGGGCGGGAAAAAUGAUGAGUGUACCAGCAACGACCAACCACCUUACACCAGUUUCAACAUCAUAACAGAAGGAUUGUAGCUUAAACUACACGAGAUUAUAACCUUCCAACUUUCUUGUCCUUAAUCACCUCUUUCUUCCUUAUCUCCCCAAUCUUCAUUCCCCUAUCAUAUGAUCGCGCUCGCUCGUUCGCUCUCUUCCAAUUAACUGGAUUUAUCUCCUACCACUAUGAAAAACAUGACUAAUUUGGGAUCUCAAAUUUGUGUAAUAAAAUCAUACUUCUGGGUUUUAUUAUUUCUAGUUAUAUUACAGCAAAAGUGUGUUCAUUUAGCUAAUGCUGCUGUAGCUGGUGUUAAUGAAGCAAAUGCAGGAGUUCAGGAUGGAAUAUCACAGUUCUGCAGCAUUGAUUUAGCAAGUUUUCUUCCUCCUCCAUAUGGAAACCUGUCCUAUAAAAGUUGUCAUCCUGUUUGGGAAACUUUUGUUUUAAGGUAUUACCAGAGCAAAGAAGAUAACACUGUAACAUUUGUAUUAUCAGCACUAUACACAACAGGAUGGGUUGGAAUUGGAUUCUCAAAAGAUGGGUUGAUGGUGGGUGGCAGUGCCAUGGUAGGGUGGAUAAGCAAACUUGGGCACGCGAAAAUCAAGCAGUAUCAUCUAAAAGGUCGGAAACCUCAUGAGGUUAUCCCAGGACAGGGUGACCUCAAUCUGACAAGCAUUCCCCCUGUUGUGGUUCUUGAUGGAGCUACCCUUUACUUAGGUUUCCAGCUUCAGUUCAAUGCUCUUCUUCAGCAGCAACCCACUCUGCUAGCUUAUGGAAGCAGGAUUCCCCUUAAUCAUAAACUCACAGUUCAUGAUGAUAAAACCACCAUACAUAUCGAUUACUCGACUGGUUCUGCUGCUACAAAUGAUGCCGUAGCCGGAGGUUUCGACAAGAUGAAAAGAAGCCAUGGAAUAUUGGGUAUAUUUGGGUGGGGACUUAUUCUUCCUUGUGGGGCUAUGAUUGCCAGGUUUCUCAAGCACAAGGAACCUCUAUGGUAUUAUCUGCACUCUGUUAUUCAGAUUGUAGGUUUUCUCAUCGUACUGACAGGAGUCGUGGUUGGUCAAGCACUUUACGAUCGUAUCCACGCAGAUAUUUCUGCACAUAGAGGCAUUGGAUAUUUUGCUCUCACCCUUAGCAUUAUUCAGGUGUUGGCAUUCUUUGUGAGGCCGGGUAAAGAGUCUAAGAUACGCGGGCUUUGGGCUGCAUACCAUCGUUGGUUCGGAGUGAUUACCCUCUUCUUUGGAGCACUAAAUAUCGUGCUCGGGAUUCAAGUUGGGGGUGCUGGUUCUGGAUGGAAGAUAGGAUAUGGAUUUCUACUUGGUUUCACUAUUGUUACAGCAAUUGUUUUACAGGUUCUAUCUAUGCUAAGAAGCUCAGUGAAACCACCUGAAGGUCCUCAACAUCCUUCUGCCUACCAAAUGAGUUAACUUAUACAAGAGUUGCCGUUUAUAUUUUGGUUUGGUGUUUAGGUAUAGACUAUGCUCACAAUUUUGGUUAGUUUCAGCUAUUCAGCUCAAUUACAGAAAGUAUGGUAAAGACUUGUUUGGCUCAAAUUGCCAGUUUUCGGUUGCUAGAAGAGGGGACUGCAAAUGGUUUGUGUAAAUAUGAUUGUUUUUUCUUUUUCUAUGAAAUUUAAGUUCUUUUA
Spinacia oleracea (spinach) is the source of this 1798-nucleotide messenger RNA. Its product is annotated as cytochrome b561 and DOMON domain-containing protein At3g61750. NCBI's taxonomy places the organism in Eukaryota, Viridiplantae, Streptophyta, Magnoliopsida, Caryophyllales, Amaranthaceae. The transcript has 4 exons. The coding region runs from base 342 to 1580 and encodes 412 amino acids. The record is from RefSeq and is a predicted model, not a curated record.